This is a messenger RNA of Rhodamnia argentea, 1751 nucleotides long. RefSeq names its product aurachin C monooxygenase/isomerase-like. The record is from RefSeq and is a predicted model, not a curated record. Bases 154 to 1470 code for a protein of 438 amino acids. Gene Ontology annotation, molecular function: FAD binding; oxidoreductase activity. The transcript has 5 exons. NCBI's taxonomy places the organism in Eukaryota, Viridiplantae, Streptophyta, Magnoliopsida, Myrtales, Myrtaceae.
UUGUCUUCUACUUCUCAACACCUUCUGCACUCCGUGGAUAACAUAUCCCGCGACCAUAGCCCGAACCCGCAAUCCAAAGUCACAAAACCAAGUGAGACCCAACAACUGGGAGUCUUAGACAGAGCAAGUCCUGGAGAAGAUACAACAGAAGUCAUGAAUCACAAACAUGAUCUUCCUCAUCAAAAGAAGCCGACGUCCAAGCCGAAGGCCGUGAUUGUAGGAGGGAGCAUAGCAGGCGUGUCCUGCGCACACGCGCUCAUUCGGGCGGGGUGGGACGUUGUGGUCAUGGAGAAAUCGCGCAGGCCUCCAAAAGGAAGCCCUGCCGGUGCAGGACUCAGCUUGGAUCCGCUCUCUCAGGAGCUCAUCAGGUCCUGGACUGGACGCCCUGAACUUCUCCGUGACAUCACCUCUCCUGUCACCAUUGAUCUUAACCAAGCAAUCAACGAUGAGAAAACCAGGAAGGUACUAGCAAGAGAUGAGAAUUUCAAUCAUAGAGCAGCACAUUGGGCUGCUCUGCAUGACCACCUGUUCAGUGCAUUGCCACCACAAUUAUUCCUCUGGGGCCAUCUUUUCCUCUCUUUCUCUGUUUCCAGUGAUACGCGAUCAGUCAAAAUCAAGGCUCAAGUUCUCGACACCGGAGAAACCACUGAAGUAGAUGGAGAUUUGCUAGUCGCUGCAGAUGGAUGCCUCUCUCUAAUUCGCAAUCACUUUCUCCCCGACGUCAAACUGAGAUAUUCAGGCUAUUGCGCCUGGAGAGGAGUUUUUGAUUUUUCGGAGAUUGAAGAUUCUGAAACUGUCAAGAAAGUUAGGGAGGCAUAUCCAGAACUUGGGAAUUGCUUGUACGUAGACUUGGCGCCCGGAAAUCAUACCGGUCUUUUUGAGAUCCCAAACAAAAGGCUGAACUGGAUAUGGUAUUUGAAUCAACCUGAACCUGACUUGCAGGGGAAUUCAGUUACUACGAAAGUAAGUGAUGACAUGAUUCAGAAGAUGUACCAAGAUGCAGAGAAAAUUUGGCAUCCGGCUUUGGUUCAGCUCAUGAGGGAAACUAAAGAACCUUUCAUAAAUGCCAUUUACGACUGUGAUCCCCUAGAACGAAUAGUUUGGGACAAGGUAGCACUUGUUGGUGAUGCUGCGCACCCAACGACACCACACAGCUCAAGGAGCACAAACAUGUCGAUUCUGGACGCAGCUGUCCUAGCUCGAUGUUUGGAGAAGUGGGGGGUGGAAAAUCUAGGAGCUGCCCUUGAAGAAUACCAAUCCAUUAGGCUACCUAUUGCAUCCAAGCAAGUCUUGCAUGCCCGGCGAGCCGGGAGGAUGAAACAAGGCCUUAUGCUUCCUGACAGCAAGCCUUUCAAUCCUAACACAGCCACUCGGGAGGAAUGCAAGAUGCUUCCGCAGAGAAGCGUGCCCUUCUUCGGACAUAAUCCUCUGCUUGGUUCAAGCAACCUUUUAUUGGCCGGCGAACGGUGAACAUCUUGUAUUUGUUCCCAUCCUGGUCAUUCCAAUUAUGGAUUUCAGACAUGUCAGAGAUUAUUUCUAGCUGUAGCUGGAUAUAGCAAGAGAUGUGUCUUCCUAAGCAUGCCACUUAAACCAGGAUCAUCAUGGAUGGUGACAGGCAUGUGAGACUUGUGUUAGAGGGUUAAGGAUCAUUUUCAUCUACUGAAGCACUUGGAUUAGGCAAACUGUUGUCUGUAAUGUUGGGAAAUUUAAUGAUCAAAAGGGAAGAAAUUGAGUCAGACUUUGAGGCAUGA